Messenger RNA from Dicentrarchus labrax (European seabass), 2653 nucleotides. It is a transcript of the gene gda, whose product is annotated as guanine deaminase. Gene Ontology annotation, molecular function: guanine deaminase activity; zinc ion binding. Bases 135 to 1487 code for a protein of 450 amino acids. Lineage: Eukaryota; Metazoa; Chordata; Actinopteri; Moronidae. The record is from RefSeq and is a predicted model, not a curated record. Gene Ontology annotation, biological process: guanine catabolic process. Gene Ontology annotation, cellular component: cytosol. The transcript is spliced from 14 exons.
AUUGUCUUCGCAGUCAGGUGGAGUCGUGCGUCCUGGUGCGUCCUGGUGAUCAGAGGUCUCCGAGGACAAAACCCCCGUGCGCUGUUGCUGCUGCAAGUAUCUCACAGCUCGACUCCGACUGAUCUAUUGAAGGGAUGGCAAACUCUAACAGACCUACCACCGACAUUAGGCACGUCUACAGGGGAACAUUUGUCCACUCGACACAGCAAGCACCGCUGCAGAUCCUGGAAGAUGCCCUCCUGGGAGUGGAUACAGAAGGAAAGAUUGCCUUCAUUGGGAAGGGCGCAGAGCUUGACAGACUGUCCAAGACUUUCGGAUUCAGUCCGCCUGACAUUACUCAACUUGAACAACAUGAGUUCUUCAUGCCUGGUAUGGUGGACACCCACAUCCAUGCAUCCCAGUACAGCUACGCCGGCACAGCCCUGGACAUGCCUUUACUGCAGUGGCUUAAUACCUACACCUUUCCUGUCGAGUCACGCUUCAAGGACUUAGGGUUUGCCCACAGAGUCUACACCCAAGUAGUGAAAAGGACUCUGAGAAACGGAACAACCACUGCAUGUUACUUUGCUACCAUACAUACAGAUGCCUCUCUCCUGUUGGGCCAGAUUGCGAAUGACUUUGGACAGCGUGCCUUGGUGGGCAAAGUUUGUAUGGACAGGAACAAUUCUGUGAAACAUUACAAAGAGACAAAUCAGGAGUCUCAAGAGGAAACCUGUCGGUUCAUUGCAGAGCUCUUGGGCAAAAAGUACCCUCUUGUGAAGCCAGUGGUGACACCCCGCUUCGCUCCAUCCUGCACAGGAGUCUUGCUGGGACAACUGGGAGAAAUCGCUAAGAAUAACAACCUGCACAUUCAGAGUCAUAUCAGUGAAAAUGCUGAGGAAGUAAAGCUUGUAAAUGAGCUGUUUCCUGAGUCUGAGUCUUACACCGACGUCUAUCACAAAUACAACCUGCUUACUGACAAGACCGUGAUGGCCCAUGGCUGCUACCUCAGUGAUGAAGAGUUGGCUUUGUUCAGAGAGACAGGAGCUUCUUUGUCUCACUGCCCCAAUUCCAACAUUUCGUUGUGCAGUGGAGUGUUGGAUGUCCGCAACGUCCUGAAGCACAAAGUGAAACUGGGGCUGGGAACAGAUGUGGCAGGUGGCUACUCGGCCUCUAUGCUGGAUGCUGUGAGGAGAGCUCUGGACUCAUCCAAAGUCUUGACCAUCCAGGACCCAGAACACGAAACACUCUCCUUUGAGGAGGUGUUCAGACUGGCCACACUGGGAGGCAGCCAAGCUUUGUCCCUGGAUGACCAAACAGGGAACUUUGAAGUGGGCAAAGACUUCGAUGCCCUGAGAGUGAAUGUAGCUGCUCCUGGUGGACCCAUCGACCUGAUCCAGUGUGAUGGGCCAAAGAUUCUUUUGGAAAAGUUCUUGAAUUUGGGUGAUGAUCGCAACAUAGUUGAGGUGUUUGUGGCCGGGAGGAAGGUGGUGCCAUUCACAGAGUAAACAUUUCUGUCGUCCACACACCUUCACUCAUCUCGAGGGUUCAAAACCCCACCAGAAAAGUCAGCUUGAAGAGGAUUUUAACUGCUAAAAUACAUGUAUAUCUGAGAAGAAUGACCAGCUGGAAACACGCUAUUGCUGCGCAACUGUCCUUUAAUGCUAAGACAAAUAAGUUGGGAAUUAAUGAUCACCAUAAACAUUUUACUGUAAAAUCCAGAGUACAGAACAUGGUACAGUAUGUGCUAUUAAUGAGGUUCAGCGAGGUUCAUGCAAGACUGUGGUCAGAGUCUUUAAGGAUACACACUGUUGUACACUUUUUUACACUUACACUGCUUACUUAAACUUACCUAAACUAACUCAUAUACAAGUACUGAUGAUGGUAGCCUCUGUAGUGUGUUGUUAACAACAACAUAUUUUCCAUUUCAUGAUGAUAUCAUGCUGUGUUACCUCAAGACAUUUAAACUGGACAAUUGUUCAUAAAGUUAAGUGAUGUAUUACCGUAUAGGACUUUGUGCUGAAGCUGCUUGGUGCUCAGUGCAGCUGCAGUGCCUGAACUGAGUACGGCUUGAUAGUUUAAUUUCAUAUUUGUGGAUUGUGUAAGCAGAAAUUGCACACUGUACACUCCACUCAGGUGUUUUAAAUGGCAAUGGUACAUGAUUGCAGUAUAUUAUAGUAUUUUAUAGUUAUAUUCUCUCAACUUUGUUUCAGUUUGACUCAUUUUUCUCUUUUACAGUUUACAUCAGAUUGCAGCGCUCCGUGUGGUGAACUGACCAUUCCACUUACUGGAAAGUGAAAUUAUAGGCUACUUAACCCGGUGCCUUAUUAUCAAAAUCAGUUAUGUUUCAUUAGUUCAAAUGGCUUUACUGAAAUGGUUGAUUUUAUUACUGAACCUAAUGAAAUAUACUAUAUACUUAAAUUUAUAUUGCAAACUGUCUUAUGAAUGUUUGGAAAUGAAGGGAAAUUAAAUGGAUUUACUGCUGAAUAUGUGUUUGUCUUCAUAAAUUAGAUUGUAUUUAAGGCAAGUUUACUUUUUUACUGAAAUAUAGCAUAUUUUUAUCACAACAUAUCACAUAUGACAACAAAUGUUUAUACGUUCAAGAACUCUUUGAACUGUUUAAUGUGUCCAAUCAUGAGAACUUGAAAUAAAGAAUUCCGCCAAUUGUUUUUAA